GCUGGUGACGUCAUGAUGGCGCCCGCCCUGCCCGCGGUACACCAGUGUUGGCACCCGCUGCACCAGGCAGCAGCGUAACAGGCCGAUCAGCACAUCCUCCGGUUGAACGGGUAUGGAAUAGGGAUUGCCGCCACAACUGGGGUAUUCUACGCUCAUUUCAACGCUAGCACGUCAUUCAUUCAACUGGUUACCAUUCGGCGGUGGCUCAUCACAAGUAAGAUUAACGUCAACGAGACGUCAGGGCUUUAAAGAAGACGGAGAGUGCGUGCCACCCAUAGAUGCGUGACGACCCGCUCCUGGCGUCUGCUGCUAGCUGCUGAGAAGCGAACCAUAUGCAGAUAGAGCUAACAUGUGAUCGACGAUGCAACCAGACCCCCCGAUGUUUGAUCGUCACGUGACAGAGCACGUCACCGAGCAUCCCGAUGUGUCAUGGCCGCCACCUCUGGCGACGACCUUGGCCAUAGUAGAGAGGCCCACUAGGCCAACCCUGGACAUCUUCGGGGGAAGAUGUCAGACCCUUAAUCCCAGAAGCCUGAUCAUAAGCACCCCAGAAACAGAGGAUGUGCCACUAACCAGCCUCGGUAGUCUGACUCCUCUGGAGGAGAAGAAUGAGAGAGACAGCGGUUUCCCCUCGGAGUCAGACAUCUCCCUAUCCUCCAGCGCCACGCCACUGUAUCCUGGCAUCUCUCCAUCCUCCAGUACUACCCCGCUUCUCGGGGACUUCUCAAGGUCAUCCACCUGUCAAUCACUGGGGGAUUGCCUCUCAAGGUCAUCAAGUUCCACGCCGCUUAUUGGCGAGAGCAUCUCGAGGUCGAGCUUAGCGCCGCUAUUGGGAGAGGUUGCUCCUCGGUCGGCAAACUCAGAUUACGACAUCGCGAACGAGCAAACUACGAACAAGUCGUGCCUGCCGAAGUCGUCAAGUACGACACCCCUGCUGACGGAUCUGGAUCGGGACGAUUCGGGGUACUCGCUCGACUCGCAGACAUAUCAAACGUCGUGUAAAGGAGCGCAAGUGAACCUUGGACAUUCGGCAUCGUGCGAUGCGAUAGAGGAAAGUAGCGGGAAGGAAGAGCCAACAGACUGUACAAUACAUCCAGAGUUUGAGAGAGUGUACGAAGAAUGGCAGGGCGGGGGAGGCGUCCCUCAGCGAGAGUACAUCAACAACGGCUUCGACAAGGUUUACGACCAGGUAUAUGACAUCAGCAGUAUCGUCACGGUUGAGAGAGGCGGCACGUUACCCAGGGACCCCAGCACAGUCUUCCACCAGGGUCUCCCCCCAGACUACAUGGGCAUGUCCGUUUUCUCCACCAUAUGCUGUUUUGCACCUCUCGGAAUAGCGGCGCUCUACUUUUCUCUUGAAACGAGCAGCUCUAUAAUACUGGGGGACUACCACUUGGCGAGUAAGACAUCCCGUCGUGCCCAGCUCCUGUCCAUCAUGGCCAUCAUCCUCGGAACCCUUGCCUACACGGUAGCGCUGGUUGUCGUGGCAACACACAUGACCUGACCAAUGGCAACACACAUGACCUGACCAAUGGCAACACACAUGACCUGACCAAUGGCAACACACAUGACAUGACCAAUGGCAACACACAUGACUUGACCAAUGGCAACACACAUGGCAUGACCAAUGCCAGCACACGUGAUAUGACCAAUGGCAACACACAUCACCUGACCAAUGGCAACACACAUCACCUGGCCAAUGGCGACAGACGUGACUUGACCAAUGGCAGCACAGAUGAAUUGACCAAUGGCAACGCAUAUGAACUGACCAAUGACACCACAGAUGACCUGACCAGUGACAACACACAUGACUUGACCAAUGACAACACAUAUGACUUGCAGCUAGCAUGGUUUGAUCAUGACCAAAGGGAACAGCAUACAGUUUGAUCACUUGGCAAACGCGGAUGAUAUACAUGUUCCAGGAAAUCCUUCACAGUGUAUUCGGACAUUUGAAUGCGACACGCCGCUUGAAUACGGGAUCAUGGGUAGAAGUUGGCUGUAACAUCUUCAAGAAAAUCAUAUUAUACAAGUCGUUCUAACUAUCGAAAGAUGAGUUACACAUUCUCCGUAUGUUAUUCUUUGAAACCUUCGCGUGAGGUCCUCACCAACAGAUGCGAUACUUCAAACUUUCAGCUUAAUUGAGGGAACGGUGUACAUAUCUGCAUGUGUACAGUUAAAAGAGAAACUUCGCCCCCCAGUUGUCGUAUUAUUGAUGUUGAAUAUAAUAUGCUGCAACUGGGUAGGUACCAUAUUACACGUUCAGCCUUGUAACAUGAUUCGAAGCGGUUAAUUGAUCAUGACACGUUUUUCUUAUCAAGAGAACACUAUAUUAGGUACCUGAAGCCUGCAUGUUCCUCUACCUUCAGACACAAAAGUAGUAACUUAUACUGCUCUAACUCUUACUAUAUACUUGUCAAAAUGUACAAGCUUAGGGAUCACUUAAGUUGUAAAUAAUGUAUAAAAAGAUUCUUAAAAUGGCAAGACGUUUAUAAUUAUGAUAACAAGCGGUCCAAUUAAGUCACGGUACACAACUUUACACGGAACUGGGAACAUGAAUCUAACCUAAAAAAUGUAAAAAAUAUGACAUUCUACGUAUGGAAUAGCAUGCGACGUGAACAAUAAUUGUGUUUUACUCGUAUUUGUAUCAUAUUUAUUCAUUGAUAAAUGGUUUAUUUGGA
This is a messenger RNA of Branchiostoma floridae (Florida lancelet), 2678 nucleotides long. RefSeq lists its product as uncharacterized. NCBI's taxonomy places the organism in Eukaryota, Metazoa, Chordata, Leptocardii, Amphioxiformes, Branchiostomatidae. The record is from RefSeq and is a predicted model, not a curated record. Gene Ontology annotation, cellular component: membrane; intracellular membrane-bounded organelle. The coding region runs from base 362 to 1504 and encodes 380 amino acids. The transcript has 7 exons.